Diorhabda sublineata is the source of this 10509-nucleotide messenger RNA. RefSeq lists its product as uncharacterized. NCBI's taxonomy places the organism in Eukaryota, Metazoa, Arthropoda, Insecta, Coleoptera, Chrysomelidae. Gene Ontology annotation, molecular function: guanyl-nucleotide exchange factor activity; protein binding. The record is from RefSeq and is a predicted model, not a curated record. Gene Ontology annotation, cellular component: cytoplasm. The transcript has 19 exons. The coding region runs from base 108 to 4703 and encodes 1531 amino acids.
AUUAUUUUCAUGACCAUUAAUGUCAAAAUAAGAAUGUUUAAAGUGUAAAAUAAACAAUUGUAAAUAAAAUAAUAACAUGAUACUCCAGCAGUAUAAUAGAUUAUAGCAUGUCUCUCAAUUCGGCACACGAUAUUUUUGAAAUCACACCCCUUCUAGAAAAUAUAAAUAUUAAAUUGUGUGCUAGAUGUGAAAAUGGGGUGAAACAAAUAUUAGCAUUAUUAACCAGUGAAGGAGAUAUUGUGCUAUAUUAUAUUUAUGGGGAAUUGGCACCUGUGUUGAGAAGAAUCCCUUGGUUUAAUGAUACUUUUAAACAAAUUGAAGCUAUUUGUUUUGAUCCAUCAGCGACUUGGUUAUUAGUAGUUUCUCUGGAUUGUUCAUUCUACAUUAUUCCAGCUCUGGGCCUAGUUGACAAAAAGCAGAAAAUUGAUUGCAAAUGGUCUUUAAAUGACCUGACAUAUUUUCCUAGACCAGUUCAAAUUCCAGAUUCCAAACCAACUAGUGUGAUAUGGUGGCAGACACUAGAUUGGAAUCAAAAUGCACUAGUAGGGUUUGAAAAUGGAACUAUAGUGCUUAUAAGCUUAACCGAUGGAAGGUGUUUGGGUAGUUGUAAUAUUUCAGAAGCUGUGGAGGCACUAAAUAUUUGCCAUGAAAAUAACUCUGAAACUAUAUGUUUACUGAUUAAUGGUGUUAGUGGCCAACAAUGGAGGUUGAUAUUAGAACAGCGUUCAACAGGGUACUUAUGGCCUCCAGAGGCACAUACACAAACUGAAGAUUCCACACGCUCUCGUCUCUACAGCCUUAAACAACUGGGAGUUGACAAAUUAGCUUCAUUGAAACAGCGUCUUACAGAAGCAAGAGGUGUACGUAGAGACAGUAAUAGCGAUACUGCCAGUGAAUCAUCAAAUACCGAAUCUGUUACUUCAAGUCAGUCAGUACCAGAGCUACUACCCCAUUUGUGUGACACUCAUUUCGCACCUCAGUAUGCCAGGAAACGAAAUUUAUUUACAGCUUUUUAUAAACCUACAUGUUUGUUAACUGUACAUACUUUAGAUGUAGAAUCUGCUCCUCUUUAUGUUCACAAAUUACCACAAAAAACCUCUACCAUAUUGUUAACAGAUCGAUUGAUAUAUACGGUGAAUGAGGAAUUAAAAAUGGUAUCGAUAUUGAGUUCUCACCUAUCAGAAUGUCGUUUGGAAGGAGAAACUGAAUUUAACAGCGACGCAUUAAUAGCGCAAUUCUAUAUUGAAAAUGGUAAAAUACUCAAACUGUUUAAAUCAUCUGAUUUAUCUUUUUCCCGUUUAAAAAAAAGGGAUGAUAACAGGAAAGACAAAACUUAUGAGUUGCCAAAAACUGUCGAUGAUUUGAUUAUAGAAAAACCGAAAAUUGACACUUGUAUUAUUAUUACUGAUUCCUGUGUUUAUAAAAUAGGCGUUUGUUGUUCACCGAUUAAGAAGUUUGUGGAUUACAUAACAGAAGAAAAUGACUUGGAGAAAGCUGAACAGCUGUCUCGUAUCUUCGGUUUAAAUAUUCAACAACUUUUAGAAUGUUGCGGCGAUCUUUUAAUUUCACGUGGUUCCUAUCAUUCGGGCAUUAUUCUUUAUAAGCAAGCAAAAGUGCAUCUUUUGAAGAGGGUGCUGAAAUUGGCUAUAUCUGCAGAUUGUCGAACGUUACUCAAAUUUGUGCAUUUGUGUUUGAGUGCUAGUAAAGUAGAUAUGUCCGUUGCUACAAAAAUACAUAUUGGAAAUUUGGCUGUGAUGGCAUACACUGAAUUGAUUUUAAGAUAUGGUGGACAUCAGAGAAUAUCCAAUAGCAAAGAUUUUAUGAAUUUUCUAUCAUUUGAAGAAUAUUAUGAUCAGGUAUUGGCCGUAAAUGUUGCUUGUCAAGCUGGACAUUGGAACAUAGUUACAUUGUUAGCAAAGUCGAGAGGGCUACAACCUGAAGUUGUAUCAGCUCUGGGACAAAUUUUACAAAGUACUAGAGCUCCCAAACCAACAGAAAAAGACUUCCUUUAUGCUCUCUCAGAACCAUGUCUGACUCAGAGUAUAUUAAUUUUUGGACAGUGCUCUCAAUAUAUAUUUCAAUUCAUUAGGUUGAAUAUAGAAACAUUUCCUUUGGAUAUUUUACGUCGUCUUACGGUACAACUUGAUCCUAGUCAACCAUGUGCCAUUCCUCUAGUCAGUAGGUUGUUCCAUACUACCAAAUAUUCCUCUAGUCUCGAUUCUACGAUUGAUUCGGUCGAUUUUGAAAAUACUGAUAAAACGUUAGUGACCAUAAAAGAUCUUAUAGAUACAUUCCUUGUUGUAAUUAUUCAUUUAAUUCGGAAGACUGAAAAUACAGGUUUUGAUUUAUCGUUGUUGGAUACAAUAGAACCGCCUGAACUUCCUUCGCCAAUCAUUCCUAUUAAAAAGCUUCCCAAUUUACAUCCUCUUAGCUGCGGUUUUGAACAUGCUGCCAUUGUUCGAAACAAUAAUGUUUAUACUAUGGGAGUAUCUAAUUCUGGUUGCCUCGGUUUGGGACCGUUAUUAACCCAGAGUAGCCCUGCAAGGCUUGUGCAAACGCUUUCUGAAUUAAAAGUCAAAGUUUUAAGUGUCAGUUGUGGAAAAAAACACACUUUGGCUAUUACAGAUUUUGGGGUGUAUUCUUGGGGGUCCAAUACAUACGGACAAUUAGGAUUAGGUUACUCGGUUCAAGAAAGUCCAUAUCCUCAAAUGAUAACCAGUCUUUCUUCUUGCAAAAUUAUAGAUAUUUGCGCUGGACAAUACCAUAGUGUAGCGUUGACUUCAGCUGGUAAGGUUUAUACAUGGGGUUGGGGAAUUCAUGGACAACUUGGGCAUGGAAACUGUGAUAACGAAUUUAUGCCAAAACUAUUAGACUUUCCAGAACCCAUUAAACAGGUAUCAGCUGGCCACGCACAUACGCUUAUUUUAGGUUGUGAUGGUAAAUUAUAUGGUUUUGGUUCCAAUGUUUUUGGUCAGCUAGAAGGUAGUAAUAUAGAAGCAAGCAAAUCUGUGAAACCGGUCAUGAUAAUAGUACCUUCUGAUAGUAAUACGCCUAUUGAAAAAGUUGCUACCGCUUAUUUUCACAACAUUGCUGUACUUAGUAAUCAAGAAGUUCAUACAUGGGGAGCUAGUCCACAAGAAGUACGAAUAUUCCAGUCAAAAAACAAUCAGAAACAAAAUUGCGGCUCUUUCAAAUCUUCUGAUUCGUGGAAAGCCAGUACACACAUAUUUACAGGUUUUAACAAGAAGCCCAUCGAGCAAGUUGAUGUCGGAUAUAGGCACACUGUAGUUCUACAUAAUGGCAAGAUUCUAUGGACUAAAAGUAGAGAAGAAGAAUUAUGUGUUCCAAAACUUGAACAACAAGAAGGCAUGAAUAGUCUCUUUUCUCAGAGAUUUUUACAUGUAUCAUGUGGUUUAGAGUAUACAAUGGCCAUAGAUCACACUGGAAAACUUUUGGCUUGGGGUAGUCAGUCGAUGGCACAGACAAUUUUGGGAAAACCUAUGGACGAUGAUAACAGAAAACUUGAGAGUAAAGUAAUAUUUUUCAAAAAUACUAGAAGAGUACUGAAAUUUCCAAAUCAAGGACAAAGCAACACCGAAAAUUUACCCAUAGAAAUACCUGGUCUUCCAUCUAUGGCGAUAACGUUUAAUCCCAGUGACCAGAAACUUCUAUUUUCUAAGAAUUAUUCUCCUUACGGUAUACAUAAAAUUGAAAACAACGAAUUACCUCUAGAACAAAAUAGUUCAUCAUCAUUGGACAGCAUAUAUGAAGCUCCCAAAUUUAAAUUAGGUCAAAAAACACUUCACUAUGUUUUAGAAACUUAUCAUGGGUUUUAUGAUACAGAUAAUAUAUUGUCUAAGUGUCUUGAAGUUCAUAAUUAUCAGGCAGCAGCAAAAAUAGCAAUAUUAGAUGGUCAUUUUGGUGACAGCCUCGGUUUCCAAUUAGUAGCUUUCAAAAGAUAUUUGGAACAGUUGCAUCUGGAUUUAAAUGUUAUUCAAAAUAAAAAGAAUCCAACAGAUACUAAAGAUUACAUUGAAUUAAUAGUAAGAAAUAUACAGGAUGAUUUUAAUGAGAAAAAUUUGGUUUAUUCUAACAAUUCACCGGCGCAUAUCUUAAGCACUAGUUCAUCUUUAGAUAGUAUUCGCCAAUGGGGUGAUGAUUUAGAACACCAAGGUGGCAGAGAAAGCCCAUGUGAAAUACCUGAAGUUGGAGAUAUUAGACAGAAUAUCUCGCAUUAUGUACAAUCAUUAGCUAAUAAAGAUAAUUCACCACCAAUUUCUAGUGUAUCGAAAAUGGUAUCAGAAAUUGAUAAUGUGCAAAUUAAGAUGAAACAGGCUGACGUCGAAUUUCAAAUUAAAGAUAAAAAUGUUAAAGAAAUUAUUGAUGCAGCUUCAUAUUUGGUUGAGUUUUACAUUAGAAAAAUCUAUAUUUCAGAAAAUCACAUCUUGAUGCAGAACAUUUUGUUAAAAUGUAUAGAAUUUUGGCUUUCUAAUAAUCUACCUGUGCCAGUUCUAGAAAGUAUCCUGCUGAAAAAUAUGGACAAAUACUUCUAUCCGUUGUCAAUUCUCCUUUUCUGUAAAAAUUUUUGCAAUCAGGACGAAGACGACGUAAAACAUACUUCUUCGGGCUUUUUGAAAGAAUUCUCGACCAAGUUUUGCCUUCAGCUAUGUUCGAUGGUAUUAGAAAACGUCGACAAGGUUUAAUCAUUAGUAUGUUACAAUGUUAAAUAUUAUUUUUUAUUAGAGAGUUUUUUAAUGUUAAGUCAGGAUGGUUUAAAGAACCUUUAAAUUAAACGAAUUUUUAUUUUUUUUCGGAAAAUAGAAACCACCGAUAUUUAAACCAUCUUGAACAUAAACUAGUCAAUAUAUGUUUCCAUAGAUCUCACUAAUUUCGAUUUUAAAUUGGCAUUUUUUUUACUUGUUUUAUUUUCUCUGACUAGGUCUUAAUUUUGUAGCGUUGUUAUUAAAAGUAGACACCUUGUUGUUCCAGAAUUAAAAUUAAGUAGUAGAGAGAAAGUAUGAAAAACCCAUUCCAGAAUAUAUAUAUAUAUAUAUAUAUAUAUAUAUAUAUAUGAAUUGUAAAGAAAUCUGCAAGCUGUAUCAUGAGUAGUUUUUUAUUGGGAACGUGGCAAGGAAACACCAAAGUGGACUAACUUCAAUAUAUUUUCCGAGCUUUCGAAUAUUUAUGUAUUCAUCAUCUGGGAAAUAAUUAAUUAAGAUUUCCGGGGAUUUUGAUGUUAUUAAAGCUUGUAAAAAUUUUUAAACUCAUGGAAUUCAAUAUAUAUAUUUAUAUAUAUAUAUAUAUAUAUAUAUAUAUAUAUAUAUAUAUAUAUAUAUAUAUAUAUAUAUAUAUAUAUAUAUACCAAAUUGGACUAACUUUAAUAUAUUUCAAAUACAUAAGUAUUCGAAAGCACGGAAAAUAUAUUAAAGUUAGUCCACUUUGGUGUUUCGUUCCCACAUUCCCAAUAAGAAACCGCUCAUAAUAUAGCUGGCAAAGACUUUUACCACCUUCGACAAUUCCUCCAAAGUUUUUCUAUUUUUUUUUGUCCUCUGUAUUUGGCUUAAGCAUUUCUUUCUUGUCAUUCCCUUUUUAUAGUGUGUUAUCAUAUUGAUGGUAUUUUAAUCUAUUUUCUAAAUACUGCGAUGCCUGUUGGAUGUAUAGACAACGUCACUUCUUUUGUUUUCGGGUGUUUUAGAAAAAUAUUUUAUGUUUUGUUUCUUUAUUAAUUAUAGAAUCUGUUUAUCCUUUUCUUGCAUUUUUCUUCUCUAUUCAAAAAGACAAAAUCUGAAAACCACAAUUAUUCAAGUGAUGUAAUAAAUAUCUAGAAAGUAUCCCUUAUGCUGGAAACUACUUGUGUGUAUUACAAUUUCGUUGAUAACUCAUCUGAUUAUCCUUUUCAGUAGCUACAUCGACGGUGCGUAUAGAUAAAGAUACUUUGCAAAAGUUAAUUAGAAUCACAUUUUUCCGCAUUUAAGACUAGAGCCACAACAGGGUCAUGAAUUCAGUUAUUUGCAGUUCUAUUGCAAUGCAAAAGUUUUUUAUUUCAUCAUUAUUUAUUUUUGUUCUAAAAAUCACAAAACCACUUGAGGUGAAUUGAUAAGAAUAAAUGAAAAAUAAAAUAAUGGUUGCAUUAAGCAAAUGAAACUGUUGUACAAAUCUAGCGAAAUUGUUCGGUGAAAGAUAUGUUACAAAUUCAACACGUUCUGGAGCGGACGCCAUGUUUCCCAUGUUUCGGAGCGGUAUUAAUUUGUGUUAGAUAGCGGUAGCGGAAGAGAAAUUUAUUAAGUACAUAAAUAAUUUGUGUUGAAAUAUAAAGACAGUUUUUAUAUGCAUAUAAAAAUUGGAUAUGUGAUGAAUACACCUCGUAAUUCUUUGAAAAGUAACUAGACAAAGUACCUCUACAUUUAACACUUGUCAAGUUCAAUGAAAGCAUCCGUAGGUUUUGAAAAUAUAUCUGUCAUAAACAAACACGACAAAGAAAAUAAAAAAGAGUUGACAGCGAACGCUCAACAACGCAUCAACCGGCAGGUAGCACUACGCUACGUCCGCUGAAUGCAACCAUUCAUUCCGCAUUCAUCGGACUUAGCGCUACUGCUACCUACCGGAAGGGAUAGUGAUCUGGAACGUGUUCAACUUUCGAUGACUAGCCGUUUUGACUUAUUUAAGUUGUUAAUUUUUGAUAUGUGUUUUUUAUAUUUUUGUUUAGUGUAUUCAAACGAAAUUAUUUUUAUUAAACUUAACAAGUGUUCAUUAUUUGGUGGUGCUUUGUCUAUUUUGUUUUUAAGAAUUACGAUGUGUAUCCAGCAUUUACUAACUUUUAUAUGUAUAUAAAAACGGAUAUUAUAAUUCAAAACUAAAUUACACGAUUAAAUAUGCAAUUAAAUCAUCUCAUUCUCUUGACCGAAUUUAAUAAUUUUUCUUCUAAGAACUUAACGAUCACAGAACACAGUUGAUUUAACAAAUUUCUUGUUUUGUUUUGUCUCAGUUUUUGUUCACUUUUCUCACAUUUCAGCUCCGCUACCGUUACCUAGAACAAAUUAAAAGCGCUUCGAAACAUGGUGUCCGAUCCAGAACGUAUUGAGAUGGUAGCGUAUGUGUCUCAGAACUACUCUGCUAGGGUUGUACAACAGUUGCACUGUUAUUACAUUGUUGGUAUUCAAUUGAAUCCUCCUAAUAUAAUAGGUAGAAUGAAUAUGACAGAAACUAUUUUUAGAACUUUUUAUUUUAAGCUACUGUAUGUAACUUUUAUACUUUUUCUUUCACGCUUAUAUUAAAAUUAUAAAAAAUAAUUAGGGAAAUCUUCAGCACAAAUAACUUACAUAAUCAUUUUUUUUUUCAAAUGAAAUACCUGUCAAUUUCUCAAAAUUUUAAUCAUUGAAUGUAUGUCUACUUUAGUUGUAAUAAAUAUUAUUUAAGAAUAUAUUUUCUUAUUUAAAAAAUGUCGGAACUACGUGAAAAUGUCAAGUUUUGAAAAUUAAUAUUGAAUGUCUUUAAUAGAUAUUGCUUGGGAUUUCCUCAUCCUACUACAAUGCCGCUAGCAGUUUUCCAAAAUUUUAUAAAAUAUUUUACUUCUAUUAACAUACGAAUUUGUGUAUUCCAAUGAAACAGUAUUAUUUCAAUAAAUAAAUCUAUAAAAUAUAUUCUUGAAUAAUGAAACACAAAAUAUUUCAAUUAAAUGCAUUUUAUGGGUACUGAACACACAGUUUAUUACCACUAUGUCGACACUCACAAUUAUACUUUCUAAUCCUUCCAUAGGUUGUUGGUUCAUAUCCAACUCGAAGGACUGGACAGUGUUAUUGUGUAAUUUUGAGUGAUCUUAUAAGGGUAGUAUGAAUAUCACUAACUGUUUCAAAAAUAACAAGUAAGCAUUUCAUGGACUUUAUACUUAACAAUAUUUUCGGUACAGUAUUGGUUUAGUACUAACAGAAACAUAUCAACUAAAUUUAUAUCCCAAAUUAAACAAUUUGUAUAAGUAACCUUGACUAUUAAGUCAUUACUGACUGUCAAUCGCACAUAACUAAAAUUUAUACAUAAACGAAGAUAAUACAUUUGGGAUAUACAUUUAUGAUGAUAUUUACUCCAAAUUUAAAGUUACUUGUGUUCAAUCAUAUCCGAAAAUAAUUUAAAAUUGAAUACUUUAUAUAAAUAUGUAGAAUGUUUCUAAAAUAACUUUUCAUCUAGACAAUUUUGCAAAUAACUUAUGAUGGAUAUUUUGAGAAACACGAUAGCCCUUAAUAUAAACUAAAUAUUCCUUCUAGAUAAAUUGUUAAGGUACAUAUACAAGAGAUCAUGCACUCUCCGCAUAACGAAACAUAUGGGCACAAAUAUAAAUGUAGCACUCUCGACAUGAAUAUUUGUUGCUUUGUAGUAUGUAGUGUUUAGAAAUAUUUACAUUUCGUUAGUUAGAUAUGAGUUUUUGACAAUUAAGUGUUUAAAAACAACGUUUAAGUAUCAAUAACAUUAGAGUAUUUUGUAGACUCGUUUUGGCUUUACAGCCACUCUGCACCUAUACCUUAAAGAUAUUUUAUAAAAGACUCUCAAUCUUAUUAUUCUGCUUCUAAAACACGUAGACUCCUCCCAAAGGUUUUUGUGUCCCACUUCCCAAGGAAUUAGUACUACUCCUUCGAGGUACUUAAGCCUUUUAUCGAAAUGGACAGGAUAUUCGCAGAGUAGAUCCGCCACUGUUUCCAUGGCUUGCUCGCAGAAUCUGCAGUUGUCGUCCUCUGCCUUGACUAUCGUCUUAAAGUUGUAUUUGACAGGGUAAUAACCUGUCAAAAGACCGACCACCAGUUUCAUGUCGUUUCUAGUCACCACGAGAAAUUCUCCAGACUUCUUAGCUGAUAUGCUUAUUUUGGAUUAUCUCAGACCUAGAUUUUUUCUCCGGUAAGAUUCCAUCUGUGUUUUAUCUAUCCAAUCUGUCCGUUAUUGAUUUGGCAUCUCAUACAAGAGCGGAUCCAGCUUUGGCGCCAGAAGGAGGUCACAUAGUCGUGGUCAAAUCAAGAACUUAUAAAUUAAUUUUGAUAAUAAUAGAUAAAAGUAAAACGUAGAUAUUUUAUCAAUGUACGUAAAUACUGCACUUAAAAAUAUUUAUUCUUUAUUGUACACCUGAAAAACUUAACACACAAUAACUUGUACAUAUACACGUACAUAUUGCCAUCUUUUCUUGAAGAUAUCCGCAAAAGUGUAGAGGUAGAAACAGACAAAAUACAUGGGUACGUUUUUAUAAACGUGCCAGUCCGAUUAUGCGAUCUUCAACCAUUGAAGAUCUUAGCCACGAAUAAAUUCUGCGCAACGUAGAGAUGCUGCUUCCUGGUAUCACCUGGUGGCCAUAUUAAGGUUACUUUUUUGUUAGCUAAUGCUUUUAGAGUUUGAUUACACUCCCACACUAGAUUGGACGUGCAUUCAAUAGCUUUUAGAACCUUUAAGAUCGCUUGGCUAUCUGAGAGAAUGUGAAUGUGCUUUUUAAAGAGGUUUCUAUUCAAACACUCCUUAGCACAUUUGUUCAUUCCUAGCAGCUCUAUCUGAAAAACUGGUGAGUGAUAUUCCUAGAGUCAUUAUUGGCAAUCGUUAAUUACCACUUCUAAUGGGAUAUUUUUGUCCAACAUGCUAUUCAUUUGUCUCAUUGGUUUGUCCCUGCCUUCUAUCUUUAUCAUAAUUCUUAAGCGACCUGUCAGAUUUUCUGGCUUUAGUUUUACUGAACGCCUCUUUCUUCACUUUAAGUUGAAGAGGAGGUAGGUUCAGUAACGCCUCUAAGGCUGUGAUGGAGCAGGUCGAAAUUGCUCCUGUGAGAACUAGACAGAUUAGCCUUAGUGAUCUUGUUCAGUUUUUCUCUGAGCUGUUGUUUGUUCGGUUAACAAGCACUGCGUAUGUAAUCAUGGAUUUGUUGACUGGUAUAUUCAGUAUACCAUCUUGUCUUGUCUUGCCAACAAGCUUGCAACAAGUCCAUACAGCCGCAGUGGAUUUUGAAAUUACCUUGUCUAAGUGAUUUUUUCAAGUAAGUAUUUUAUCCAGGAUGAUAUUAACAAGUAUGAAACUCCUAAAAAAAUUUGAAUGUCAUAUAUUUAUUUCUAUAUUUCGCUCUAGAAUUUUCUGGUUCUCAUCUCAACUCCUUGUCUCAAACAUACUGAUCUCCAAACCAAAGCUGUAAUCAAUUCACUUUCAGUACUGUUGCUCCAUAAAUAUGUAUUUUCUUCAACUCAAUCAAGUAAUAUCACCAGGAUGAUGGUGCAUGAAAUAUAUUAUAAAUUAUUUUCGGAUGAUGUACAAACACUCUUAAUAUUGAAUAAUUCAUGCGAGUAUAAUUCCAAAUUUUAGCACUGCGUUAGGUUUAAAUGUGUGAUGUUUUUUAGCUAUAUUUAUCAAAUCUUUUUAAUAGAAUUAAAGAGGUUUAUUUUGGUGAACAUUUUAUGUUUGAUAUUAAGUUUGUACCUGCUGUAUUGUUAUUUAAAUUAAGUACUAUACACAAAUUGGAUAGUUGUAUUUUUAAAAAUAAAAAUUAUAUACUCAAAG